CAUCCUUUCAUUGUAGAUGCUGCCAAAACUGAUACUCCUGCUCUGGACGGCAAUUCCGAUUGCGUUGUCCCAGAGCAAUUAUGCGUCGCAAGGCAACAGCAUCGAGUAUCAGCCAGGACUGCCGCCGAGCACAGUCCUCGACGGCAAAGUCACCAAGCUGGACGACAUUUCGCCAAUUAUAUUUCUAAAUCGAACGAAAGCCUAUCUGAAUUGCGGCCAGGGUAGCAUGGAAGUCGAGCUCAAGUUUGAGGAACCGUUUUACGGGGUGGCUUAUGCCGACUUCGAUCGCAACAGCGCUUGCAUAUUCAAAGGACGGGGCGCGACGACCGCCAAAUUGGAACUACCUCUGAAAGGAUGCGGUACAAAGCAAGAUCCUUUACGCGUGUUCACCAAUAAUGUGGUGGUUCGCUUUCAUCCCGGAUUAGAAAUGGACGGGGACGAGGUUAUCACUAUAGUUUGCAGAUAUCCACCACCCGUGGCACCGGCGCCUCCUAAGCCGCCAGAGAGCAUAAUGGCCACGAUAACGCCCGCGUCGGUGACCGAACCGCCGCUGAAAGGCUUCCAGAUUCUGCUCAUCAUCUGCGCCAUCCUGUUCCUCUCGUUGCUCCUGCUCGGUCUCGGCUGUUCCUACAUGUGCCUGAAACGCCGAAACGUGCGCGUGGUCCAUCGACAUCCGUUUGAAAGCGCCACCGGCUCCGAGAUAACGAAACUCUCCGGCUCGUCUCUGAGCAAUAUCACGAUGUUCGAGGGUCUGAAGAUACCACGCGCGCACGCCCUUCUUCACGCGGCCGUGUCCACUUCCGGUAGCGAGGCAAAUCUGGUGAUCGAUCAUUCGGACACAUUGCCGAGCGACUAUCCAAGCGAGAGCCACUCCGAGGUGGACGAGGAACGUUCGUUGCCUGUAUCUUCCGCCGGAUCCUACGACAACAAAGCGUUUGUGGACCAUCAUGAAGUCCAGCGUCAAGUGGAAAUGCGUACUUCGAGCUCCUUAUAUUCGGAGACAGUUGCCGCCGAAGUGGAGACUUCCUCGAUGACGGCCGCGAACGCCUCGAGGAUCGUAGUGCCGCGACACCCCGUGGCCAUUCCGAUCGAGCCCAAGUUCGACGUGCAGAUGAGAGUUAAGAGAGCGCCGCCGCCGCCGAGCCCGUUGCCGUCGGAAUCCGACGUUGCGAGCAUCGCCCUCGAGAGAAAUCUGACGACCAUUCUGGAGAGAGAGGAGACCAGUCGCUCGCUGGAGAGCUCACCCUACCGAAUGACGACCUUCUCCUAUGUACCCGAGCUUCACGGACCACCGGGAGGUGCGUCAUCGAUCUCGACCAUCUCUCGGCAGCAGACGCCGCCGGUCUACUCCAGGAUUUUACGCAAGCAAGCAGAGAGGGAGACCACCGUGAUCCAGGAGAAACUCCCGUCGCCGACAACCGAACAAUUGCCGCAUCACGAGAUCCGUCGGCCGAGGUCCCUGACUUCGUUGAACACCGAACUCACCGAGACUCGCUCGUUGACCGAGGUGACGGACGCUUCGCACGCCAAGUACCGAGUGGCGAGCAUCCUAGCACCGACCCCACCGCCGCCGCCACCGAUCGCGCCCACCACGUCCACUACCACGACUCACACCGCCGUUCAACACCGUGAGCAUCGUCUCUUGCGCGAAGAAAUGACCGAACCGCUGGUGGAGCCGCAAGUAGUCGCGCCUCGUCGCCCGGAGAUUACGACUCACGAGGUGGACGACGUGUUCCUGCGUACCGUUACGGAGAAGAAGACGAUCGAAGACGUGGAACGUCACAGUCGCCAGAUCACCGAGUACCGCGCCAGGUCUCAACCACCGCCGGAUCUCAAGUGGGACGUCACCAUCAGGAACUAUCCAACGGAAGAUUUACCGCCGCCACCGCCGGAAUGGGAGAACUUCUCCGAUGUUAGCUCGGCCUCUAAUCUGACCAUCACAAACGAGCCGACGAACCAUCUCGCGGACGACGAGCCGGACGUGCACAUCGAGCCGACUUACACCACGCGUGCCGAGAUCCCGUGCCGGCCACCACCCGCUACGCGUCGUUCCCUCGACGACUCAGAUGCCGAUUGGUACACCAGGUUGGCGCGCGUCCUGGAGCCACGUUACGCUACCGAGUUGACGGACGAAGAGCGUGCCAAGUGGCGCGAAAUCAUCACGACGGAAAGCACGCUGCGGACCCUGCUGACCGAGGCAGUGGUUAAGGAGGACUACGAGCUGAUACGCAAGGACGCGAGAUAUGUAAACUUGUUCCCGCCGGCGAAGUGGGAUGUGAUUAUCCGAAUCCUGAGUCCGCCGUCGACGCACACCGGCUCUACCUCGUCCUCCAGCCACGGCAAGAACCAUGGACAGAGGUACAAGCGGUCUAAAUCGUCGGAAUGGGACACCAGAUCCAGACGGUCCUCCCUUCCCACUUUGUACGAAUACGAGAGUGACGGAGGCAGCUCGGCGCGCACCUUAGGCACCCAGAGUCAUCAUCUCCAGACGUCGCAGUCUGCCACGACUAUGAGCGGACAGAUCGUCGGCCGUCCACGCCGACUGGGCGGUUCUAUUCGUUCGCGGGGUGCCGGAGUUGGCAGCGAGGCUGAUCUGAGAUCGAUGUCCGAGAUAACCGUCCGCGACUUCGCCCGGAUGGACAGAGAUGACCUGACCAGCUUGAGCUCCUUCGAAGGCGCGGACUCGCUGGUCAGAUCGCUCAGCCAGCCCAGCCUGGCCAGAUCGGGCUCGGAAUUCACCGAGCAUUGGGGCAUGCCUUCCGGCAAUCUGCCGCCGUGGGCGACCACGGAGGACGGCGUCAGCUCCGUGGAAACGACACCGAGGGCGAUCAGGAGGGGCGACAGGCUGGAGGUCCUCGCCUCCUUCGACGAGCACAGACGGGGCCCGUCCAUCACGAGAUCGAGUCGAUAUACCGAAAGGGAGCUCAGCGUACGCGUGACGGAAAGUCAGAGGGCCUCGGACUGGUUUAACGACAACAGUUCCGAGCCAGAGAUGCAGAUCUGAGCGGUUUCCGAAACAGAUCACAGAUUCUCGAAUCUGUCUUUACCUCGAAUCCUUUGCGGAAUUGACAUUCCUGGAUCUCGACGAAGGUCUGAACACAGUUACUAGGGAUGAAUGUCGAUAAUAUGGGCAACACCGUAUACCAUUUGCACGAAAUCAAACCUCGAGAUCAUCUUUUUGUAACUCUUUGAGCAGUGAAUCUUUUAAUAUACAAUAAAACUGGUUAUUUGAACCGGUUAAUUUCAAUCGUGUCAAUAUUCAGCGCUAUAAAUAGCAAAAAUACGAAUUAUAUCAACAGAUACAACAAUUAUAUUCCGAAAAAUCGACAAUUUUUUAACAAAUUCUGAAUAGAGAAUUAAAAUUUCAAUUCCGAGAUUCUAGUAAAUUUUAGAUUUUAAAUGUUUGAAUAUGAAAGAUGUGUGCUGUUCAGAAAGUCAAAAGAAUGCCGCAAACUGGAAGGAGAUUCGUUGAACGAUCAGUAGAGUUUUCAUCUUGAUCUUUUGCAACUUCCACGUUUUUUAUUCUAUCGCGAGCCACAAUACGAUGGAUUAUGAUUUAUAUACCGGUAUCGCUCGUAUUUUUCUUAUAGACACCAUUUCGGUCGAUGUCUACGUGACUCGCACAUUACGAACGUAUGCCGCGUUUGUUUUGCUCUCAACUCGGGACGUCCUAUAUGAUCGAUAUCUUGCCAAGAAUGAGGCGCAAUGCACACACACACACACAUACACAGCAGCAGCGACGGAAUAACGUUCUGCAAUUGUAAAAUGCAUUUUAUUUGUAGCGGCUAGCCCGCCGCUUUCUUUCUUCCGUUCUCUUAUUCGUCGGUUAUACGUCGCUGCCCUACUUCCUUCAUGACUCAUGACCGUUCACUGCCGAUUUCAUCCUCGCGCCCGACAGCUCGAGGAUUCACGCUCAACCGCGCAAAUGCAGAAUUGUCCCAAUUUCGGGAAUCCAUCUCCGUCUCUCCGACGUCAAGAUCUCGUAUAUCACGAUAUCCCGAAAUUUGGGGAAAUUCGGUCGCCACUCUCUUCACACGUCACUCGUAAAGCGAGACGCAUAUAGACCCGUGUUAGUUACCUGGUCUCGAUCUCGGCACGAGUGGGUCUGCAGAUUCUGGCAAAAGUACCCCGUUGUAAAAUUAUGCACAGUUCUAGGCAGAAAUUAAGCCAUUAAAGCCUAUCUUAGUUGUCACUUUUUAUAUCGAUAGUUGUAUUCAAAGAAUUAUGCGCAACUUUUGUAAUUCGCACGUUCCGUAAACUAUAAAAAAUUGUCAGAAAUAUUUCAAAAAAGGAAAAGUAUACAUGUCGAAAAAAAUCUCCAAACUUCCCAAAAUUAUGGCUUCAAUGGAUUAAUCGACAGGGUCAAUCCCACAGGGAAUAAUUCAAGGAAAAAAAUUUAUACGAUGGGAAA
Messenger RNA from Temnothorax curvispinosus, 4411 nucleotides. RefSeq lists its product as uncharacterized. The transcript is spliced from 4 exons. NCBI's taxonomy places the organism in Eukaryota, Metazoa, Arthropoda, Insecta, Hymenoptera, Formicidae. The coding region runs from base 17 to 3004 and encodes 995 amino acids. The record is from RefSeq and is a predicted model, not a curated record.